Electrophorus electricus (electric eel) is the source of this 5642-nucleotide messenger RNA. RefSeq names its product FH2 domain containing 1 (gene fhdc1). The record is from RefSeq and is a predicted model, not a curated record. Lineage: Eukaryota; Metazoa; Chordata; Actinopteri; Gymnotiformes; Gymnotidae.
UCCGCACGCCACGAUAUCCAGCAGGUUUCAGCGCGGGACUGCUGAGGUGAUGCACACGUACCGGAGAUUUGUACUUAGGACGCAGGACGACACACAUCUCCCGGUCGGGAAUAUCCUUGUCGGUUUUAGGAAAAAGGAUAUUCGUACUUCUCACUCACACUGAACGCGUUCGGCGACACUGACCUUUGACCUUUGACCUCUCCAUGGUGGGCAGAAUCCCAGGAAAGGAGCAGCCGGACAUUUUGUGUCAGAGCUGAAAGAUGGGCUGUGGUGUGAUCGACCUGUGCGAUAUUGUGGGCUGAUUCCUGAGGCAGUUAGGGAACAGGCCACUUAUGUAUUUAUUUAGAUUAUGUAUGUUUGUAAGAUCUUUUCAAAUAUAUUCACCCAAAGAAAUCAUGAUGGCUUAAGCGAGAAUGAAUAUAUGAUUAAAAGGUAAUUUAAUGUGACACAUCUUGACAUUGAAAAUAAUGCAAUAAACCUGUUAUAUGUAGAAGAAAUGCUACACUUAAUCAGUUAGUUUUUUUAACUAAAUCACUCAAAGAGGCUACAAACCCAGUCCACACACUGGCCAUCCAGGCUUUGCUCCGAUCCCAUCGCCCUCAGUGGCCCCUGUGACGCCCACUAUGGCCAGCGGGGCUGCUGUUGCUGACCCAGCUAGCGAGCAGCCAGUGAACGCUCCUCCGGGUUUCCCGGGCCCUCCCAGAUGCUCAACCCCUGGCCCUGACCAUGCCCACAGCCCCAAUCCAGACUCUGCCAUCGGACCUCUGGCUGUGCCCCCACCUCCUCCACCGCCACCUCCACCUCCUCCGGCCCAGGCUGGCCUCCUGCAUACCUCGCGGAGGAAACGUCGGGUGCGUAGCUUCUGCUGGAAGCCCAUCCCUGAGGAGAAGGUACGCGGCAAGCCCAACAUAUGGACACUGGCUGUGCGGCAGCAGCAGUACCAGAUCGAUGUGAGGACGGUGGAGGAGCUGUUCGGCCAGCAGGAGGAGGUGCGCCUCAACGCAGCCGGUGGCCCAUCCAGGGCCAGAAGGUCCCAAGGCUCCUUCAAAGAGAGCAAAGAUGAGAUCAGCAUCUUGGAUUCCAAGAGGGGGAUGAAUAUGGGGAUUUUCCUCAAACAGUUCAAGAAGUCUAAUCACACCAUAGUGGAAGAUAUACGGCUUGGCAACAGUAAGCAUUAUGGCGCGGAGCAGCUUGAAGAGCUGCAGAAACUUCUCCCGGAGGCAGAGGAGAUCAAGAAACUGAGGGAAUUUAAAGGAGACCCUGCGAAGCUGACCCUAGUAGAUUCUUUUAUGUUUUUGUUGAUCCAGGUACCACGCUUUGACGUGCGGAUCGAAGCCAUGGUACUGCAGGAGGAGUUUGCACCUUCGUGUUCGGUGAUGGGUGGAGAAAUUAACAUCGUACGCCAUGCCACUGAUGAGCUAAUGACAUGUGAGGAACUCCACGCCAUACUCCACUUGGUGCUCCAAGCUGGAAACAUCAUGAAUGCAGGGGGCUAUGCGGGCAAUGCUGUCGGCUUUAAGCUAUCCUCCCUGCUCUCUGUGGCUGACACCAAGGCCAAUAAGCCGGGCAUGAACCUGCUCCACUUCGUGGCCCUGGAAGCACAGAAGAAGGAUGAGAAUCUUCUUAAUUUCCCAGAGAAGCUCACUCACGUACAGAGUGCAGCCAGGGUCUCAGUGGACAACAUCGAGGCAGAGUUCUCCUCACUCUACGUACGCACGCGGUCUCUGGAAGAGAAGAUCCAGAACGACACAGAGUUGCUCAUGCAGCUAGGUCCAUUCCUGCAGAGUUCUUCACAGACCCUGCAGGACCUGAAAAGACGCAGGCUAGACCUGCGCAAGGAGGGUAAUGCCCUCAUCGAUUUCUUCUGUGAAGACAAAGACACAUUCAAACUUGAUGAGUGCUUCAGGAUCUUUCAAGACUUCUGUCUCAAGUUCAAGAAAGCCGUGAAGGAUAAUCAGGAGAGAGAUCUGAAAGAAGCAGCUAGACAGAGGCGCUUGCGUGAGCUGGAAGAAAGACGUUUUGCCUGGGCUGCCGCCAAUGGGGGGCAAAGCAGCAGUGGAGGUUUUGGACGCAGCAGCAGUGAGAAUGAUGUGGAAAUUCUCACCAAGGAGGGCCUCCUGGACUUUCUGCUGCAGCCACGACCUCACAGUCCCCACAGUCCACUGGGACGCUCUGCGAGCGCCCGCCGUUACCACCAUGGCACAACCAAUCUCAACCACCGCGGCUACCUGGAGCUGUUUACUGGGUCUCCCACAACCAACAGCACCAAGUUCAGCAGCCUUCCACGCUCGGGUCGCCUUCACCAGAGAAGGACUAUGGCCUGGCUGGCCUCUCAAGAUGACAACAGAGAACUGGGCGCUCCAAACGAGCUCUGUCAUGAAAACUUGGCAACUUCUCCAAAGGCAGACACUGAACCGAUUAGCCCUCUGGUUAGAUACUCAGUGUCUGGCCACACCAUGGAGAGUGACGCUUGCGAUAAUAACUUUGCAUCUUUAUCUGAAGGUAUAAUUUCUCGACCAAGUCUCACUAGGACUGUGCGUCAGAAGUCGCAGGGACAAGGUGUUGGACAAAUUAAUGUUAGUGUGGAAAGACACACACUGGUGCCUGGACUUCAGCCCUUUGAGUUAUCAAAUAAUAAUAGCAGUUACACACAGCUGGACAACCAGGAAAAUAUUUUCGUGAUGGACUUAGAAGUUGAAAGAAAGCUUUCGAAAACUCUUGUUCUGGACACUCCUCCAUCCAGCAAGAGUUCGGAGGACGCACCACGACUAGGAGCAGUAUGGGAUAGCAAAAUAGCUUCCCCUCAGAAAGAGGAGGAGGAGGACGCUAGCACUGUCUCCUCAACCACAUGUGACACUCCUUUACCUCUUGACCCUUCAUUGUCCAAUAAGAAAUCUGUCCCUUAUGUUCUGGACUGCACUGAAACGGACUGCUCAGUCAUGUUAGACUGCUCAGAGCUGGAGAGUUCCCCCAUCUUUAAAGAAGGAUCUCGAUUUGACUUGAAACCACAGGACAGCAACUUCCGAGGUCUCUUUAGAGAUCCUAGUUCCCUUUCCUCCAACUUUGAGUCAUUGUCAACCAAUGACCCAUCCGUGUCCACAUCUGCUGAUGAGCCCCUCAGAAGGAAGGCAAAUGAAGAAUGGCCAGCAUCUGUCACUCCUCACGUUACCACAGACGAGGCAGAUACCGAUAGCUGUGACACAGCAGAAGGUCGGAAUGUGGGUGAAACGACAGUGCAGACCUGCAGCCCCACACCACCUCACUCAAAAACCAAGGCUCCCUCUAAAUCUGCAGCUGCUAGAACUAGCCGGCCUGCCAGGACGCUCACAGUGACCGAGACACAGAACUUGCGUAAGGUGGUGCCGAUCACCAAGCUGAGUCGGUCUGGCAGCAUUGCUAGGAGAGUUGAGACAUCAUUCAGGAUUGAGAGUGCGGAACCAAGACGUCCACUGCGUGACCAGAGUGCACCUGCAAGAAGGGGUGAAAGACGAGGUAGACCUGCUCGUCACUCUAGCCUGCCCCCAGAUGAGGCCAAAGAGCAAAGAGGAACAGCCUCAAGCAAUGUAGGUUCUCGAUGGGCAAGAGACCCUACUCUACACAAGCCUUCCUUCAAGAAGCCAAAUGCCAAACCCAUCCGCAAUGUUCCCAAACCUCCACCAGAGGAAAAGAUGUGUCGCUCUACUAUGAGAGCCUUGGCCCAAGCCCAAGCUCAGGCUCAUGCUCAGACAUCAUCCGAAGGCAGUGCCCCUCAAACGCCAACACAUAGCGUGAAAGUCCCCUCACCCCUGCCAAGCUUUGCACGUAACACUGUUGCCUCUUCUUCUCGAACCAAAAAAGACAUGCCUUCACAGCCUAUUCCAGUAACUCCAUUAAAAAGCUCCACCUUAUCCAGAACAGGUUCCCACAAGGUAGCCUCUAGUAAUAAGACAGACUCCAUAUGUAGUGGGCACUCAGCCCGAGGUGAGGACAAGUCAGUUGGUUCUUUAAGGAGGGUUCAAAGUGUUCGGGUACCCAGUCGAAACACUCAGCGCAGCGACACGCCCCCACCACAGCGUGGCCGGGAACAGUCCCGCAAGGGUAGCAGUUUCUCUGAGAAAUCCAUUCUGAUAAGAGACUCCAUCUCUGGCAGGAUCCUUAAGCCCAUCUGGAAAUAGAAGAUAAAAAAAGACAGUAGGAAGAGAGUGCAAUCCUCCACACCAACAUUUCAGUUUUGUUCUCUUUAGGAAUGUAUCUGAAGCCUUUAUCAUGUAGCUGAAGUUCUUCAUACUCAGCUAGUGUUCCAAACAAUUCUAGCUGCUGUCAACAUUUGACAACACAUUUAAUAGUAGCAUUUCAUCCAUAUAAGGAUGUUAUUGAUGACCUUUUGGAUACAUAAUGCUAGUCAUCAGAUGAUGCAUCAUCUUCAUACACUUCAACCUUGCAUGAAGUAUUUGAUGUUUUUAAAACAUGGAUUCAUGGUUGUCCCCUCUGCCUGAUUUGUUGAACCAUAUACUGAACUAAAUACAGUACCACUAGAUUUGUAGACCUCAAAAUGUGUACAACAUACAAGAAUACUGUAUAGUAGCUCACAGAUUCAUCAAGAUGUUAACUUCGAUGUUUUCUGUGCAUGAUGACAAAGUAACAAAUGUUUUCACAAAAUGUAAAUGCCUACGAAUGUUAUGUGCACACAGGUGGUGCUGAUGCAACCAACAUGAAGUACUUUUAAAUGGCAUUUCAAUUGUGUCCUCAGAAAUGCUGAACAUGUUCAAUAGCUGCUGAAAUGCUUUGAGAAUAUAGUUUGAACUUGCCUUUUUAUUCAGGGUUUAAGCUGCUGUACAAGACUGUUUUGCUGCUGUUAAAACUGUUUUUGUAUAUUCUCUGUGAAUAUACUGCUAAGAUCUUAUUUGCAAAGCCAUAAUUUUAAUCAACAUUGGCAAAACCUGGUGCUGGAGGAACAGCUAGGAAGUUCACAAAUUCACAAGUUCACUAAUAUAGUUCUCUAAACUAUACUAAUAACUCAUUUCACAGUGCAAAGAUUCUUGUGUAGCGUGUACUUAAAAUGUUCUUAUUUGGAAUAAGAGUGGUAAAGGUUAUCUAAUGAUUUGACCUUUGUUCCUAAGCAAAAACAUUUUUUUUGAAAAAAAUCCUACAUCAUUUAGCAGAAGUCUACAACCAGUGCCCAGUGAUGAUUCCCGUGAAGAAGCAAAAAUAUGAUCAGACUUCUUUCAAAGCUACAUUUUCUCAAUGAAAUAUGAAAUAUUUUUCAAUUUAAUAGUAAAGUUCAACUUCUAGUAUUUCCAAUAUGGCUGGCCUAGCACCAUCUGUAAUUUCUCCAGCAGCACAUUUUGCCACCUCUCACUCAUAUGUUUUGGUGAUUCAUGUGUCAAGCAAAUGGUUCACUUUUCCCACAGCUUUAGCAGUAGUAACUCAGUUGCAACUUACAAUGCCUUUUAGUGUUCUUUAUCAGAAUGUCCUGUGUAUUUAUGUCUGUGUGCUGUACUCCUAUGAUCGGUUGACAUGCUUUAGAACACGUCCAUGGUAACAUGGAGAAGAAUGACACAAUGGAAUUGUUUUCCAGCUGAAGUUAGAAGCUUGCCAUGCUAAAGUAGGUUACUGAAGACUUUGGAUCCAAAUAACCCUCUUCUGAGUUAUAUUUGGACCAU